Molecule: messenger RNA, 1162 nt
Organism: Centrocercus urophasianus (Greater sage-grouse)
Lineage: Eukaryota; Metazoa; Chordata; Aves; Galliformes; Phasianidae
Gene: IMP3
Product: IMP U3 small nucleolar ribonucleoprotein 3
Exons: 1
Coding region: 31-588 (185 amino acids)
Biological process (GO): rRNA processing
Cellular component (GO): small-subunit processome; Mpp10 complex; small ribosomal subunit
Molecular function (GO): snoRNA binding; rRNA binding; structural constituent of ribosome
Source: RefSeq, a predicted model, not a curated record
GAAGGGCCCGGCGGCACGGGAGGCGGCAAGAUGGUGCGCAAGCUGAAGUACCACGAGCAGAAGCUGCUGCGGCGGCUGGAGCUGGUGAGCUGGGAGGCGGCGCCCGGCAACCUGGCCGAGGUGCGGGCGCUGCGGCGGUACCGCGUGGGGCGGCGCGAGGACUACGCGCGGUACAAGGCGCUGGCCCGGGAGGUGCGCGCCUUGGCGCGGCGGCUGCGCGAUCUGGGCCCGGCCAGCGCCGCCUUCCGCGCCCGCUGCGGCGCCGCGCUGCUGGAGAAGCUGUACGCGAUGGGGCUCGUGGCCUCGCGGCGCUCCCUGGCCGUGUGCGAGCGCGUGUCCGCCGCCUCGUUCUGCCGCCGCCGCCUGCCCUGCCUGCUGCUGAAGCUGCGCAUGGCGCAGAACCUGCGGCACGCCGUCACCUUCGUGGAGCAGGGCCACGUCCGCGUCGGGCCCGAGGUGAUCACCGACCCCGCGCUGCUCGUGCCCCGCGCAGUGGAGGACUUCGUCACCUGGGCCGACGCCUCCCGCCUGCGCCUCAAGGUGCUCGACUACAACCAGGAGCGCGACGACUUCGACCUGGCGGCGUAGAGAAGCCGGAGCGGGGCUGAGACGCGCGGGGAGCCCUCCUGAGAGACCGCCGAGCCGUCCUGCGGCCCCCGGAGCCCCCCGGCCCUGACCUGCUCUGCUCCACUCCGCUCUGCCCGGAACGCACACGCGCUGAGUCCUCGUGGUGAGGCUGCCGGGCUGCCGAGCUCAUCAUCUGCCCACAGCUGUGCGGCUCCUCGCUAAGAGCAGCACUGGAGGAGCUUUGCACGUGGCCAAGCAGCCGCUGUGCUGAUGUGCCCAGCUCUGCUGCUGCAGGGCUGCGUGGGAGCACCCCAGUGCUGCUCCUCAUCGCAGCGCCGGCCCAGGAAGGUCUGUUUUAACCCGGAGCAGCGAGUCAGCAGGGGAACGCUGUGUGAUCAGCAAUGGACCAAAUACUGGAUUUUGGGAAUUGUGAGAGUUUGGGCCUCAAAUACAACAAACAAAAGUGAACUUGGUUUUCCUGUGAAGCCUUAGAGCUUAGGGCGGGCUGCAGAUCAGUGCUGGGCGGCUCUGGGGCUGCUGGAGGUGUUACUCCUCAUCCAAGAAAGGCAGAAAUAAAAAGUCAUGUUUUGGAAGA